AGCAGCAAGUUGUCCGUCAGUAUGCGAGUCGACAAGUCGACAGAAGUGGGCCAAAAACUAGUUUUUGUGCGUGUUAUUGAGAGGAAACGUGUUCGGGGCAUUUGUUGUCUCUGAGUAAAUAACUAUAAAGUAUCAUGGAUGGAAGUUGUGUUCGAGUUGACCCACAGUUUGUCGACUUCCACAAUGUGAAAGUCGGGCAGGUUUACAAGACAACAGUCACGGUAACAAAUGUCGGGAAAACUUCGAAGAAAAUAAUUAUUGAAAAGCCCGCGUUGAAGUCCUUCAAGUUCACAGUAACUAGUCGAGCCGAGGUAGUGGCUCCUGGUCUGUCUGUAAGUGGCUUGCUGCAGUUCACACCGGAGGAAGAGGAGGAGGUCAGAGACUGCCUUCUGAUCCGUGUAGAUGAUGUGGAGACCAUUGAAAUCCCAUUGCAGGGGUUUCCCAGGGCUUGUUCCCUCCUAAUGGACUCAGUACUCGACUUUGGUUCUGUUGCUGCCAACAGUCAGAUAAUCAGCAAACAUCAUCCUAUAACCAAUCAAGGAUCAGCAUCAGGCGUGUUCCAAGUUCAGUACAGUGGAGACCCCUCAAUCAGACUGUCACCCUGUGGUGGAGUCAUUGCAGCCGGCGCCAUCCAGUGGCUGAAAGUUGAACUGCGCACAGAUCGACCCAGGCAGAUUGAUGAGGAGGCUCUGGUAAAACUCCAGAAUCGCUCUGCUGUAGUUCUUAGUAUCAGGGCAGAGGUGGUGGACCAGCGGCUUGAGAUCUUUGACCUGCAGGGUGCUCCACUCUCCUGUCUGUGGUUUGGACCUGUAUACUUGGGAACAUCCCGUUUGCAGAAUGUGGUUCUGAGAAACAAUGCCCCCCAGGCCUGUGACUGGGUCUGCCUCCUCCAGGAUACUGCUGCUGGGACUGAAGUGGGAACAGAUCUCCGAAAGAGCACAGAUGCCGCCCUGCUGGAAAGAACGGAGAAGUGCAGCUCAGUAUCUCAGCAUUUGUCUCAGGUCUUGGUGUGUGCCCCUAAACAGGGUCGACUGGGACCAUAUGACAGAACUACGGUGGCAGUGCGCUUCAGUCCCAUUUGCAAGAGUGCAACUGAAAAGAAGAAGCAUGACUACUCGGCCAGCCGGCAAGACUAUUGUCUUUUCCUGCUGUUUGAGUCAGUGGGGAGCAGACAUGGCUUCACUCACCACAGUGGUAACAGCAGUGUGGAAUUGGCAGUGACAGGCUCUGGUUUGCCUGUGUCUCUGGUACCCAGUCCUUCUCAAAGAUUUGAUUUCCUAACGUGUGUGACAGGCCAACGUGUGGAUCGGCUGUGUGUGCUGCAGAACCUCUGCCCUCAACUUCCCGUCAACUUCCGCUUCCGAAAAUUAGCACAUUUCACCAGCGAGCCCACCAGAGGCACCAUAGCCCCCGGGCAAUGCCAGGAUGUAGUUUUGUCUUUCACUGCACGGCAGCAGGGGAGCUUCCAGGUGCUUCAGAUGCUAGAUGUCUUAGGUUAUGUUGUUCAGCAGAGCAGUGACAACACAGAUGUUACUGAACUUGAGCUUCGCAGCUUCCACACAAUCACUCUACACCUGUCUGCUGUCAGCCACAAUGAGACCAUACACUCCAUGCCCAAAGUUAAUCCCGGCAUCACUCCAGCAGUGACCAAUCCAACUGGGUCACAACCUCACAUCCGGUCCAGUGAGCUGGCUCGAUGUCACAUGAGGGCACGUGCUGCUGUCCCCAGCACCAACAAAACACAACUUCACAUACAUCGCAGGAAGAGGAGUCAAAACACAGAGCUCGAGGAGUUCCUGGCCUUUCCUAAUGACCAAGGCACUAGCAUCAGGCCAGUCUUUUCACACAGACAGUACAGGACCAUCUUUACUGGUGUACCCCGCUGUCGCUAUGUGAACACCACCUAUGCUUUCACUGAGGAGGAGGAGGAGCAGAAACAGCGAAAUCGACAGAUUUAUGCGGACUUCAUCAAACAGCUCAGGCAAACGCGGCUGUCGAAGAUAAAGGAGAGACAGCAAGAAAAAGUGGAUCACGAAGUGGACAUUGGGAUUGUUCCUUCUCAAGGGCUUGUUCCCCCUAAGCUCCGUAUCAGUGACAUUGAGAGCAGUAAGAUCUCAGAAACAAAGCCUAAGUACAGCUUUGCUGAAAACAUGAAAUCCCUCACCCAGCAGGUCAACAGUCAGGUUUCAGAGGUAACGAAUGCUGUUCCCUCUAACAGCCAGGAGGUGGCAGACUGCAGCAGGACUCUGACAGCUCAGGAGCUCUACCAAGUUGUCAUAGGUCCAUUGUUAGUGGACUUUGGCGAGGUGUGUGUACAGUCGAUGUGUGUUCAGAAGCUGGAGCUGAUCAAUCAUCUGUCAGUGUACGUUUGGGUGCAGCUCGAGGUGGACUGCCCUGAGCUGCAGGGCUCCUCCCCCCUCUCCCACGUCCUGCCACCCUGCUCCCACAGCACUUUAUCUCUGAUGUUUCAGAGCAACAAGCUGGGUCACUUCUACAGACCUGUGGCCUACUCUGUAAACCAGCAGCCCACUGGUCAGAUACUGGUCCAGGCACAAGUCGUCCCCUUGGCUCUGGAACUGUCCACCACCCUGCUGGUGCUCUGCCCCACCCCCACCCUACUUGAGCGAUCUGGAUAUAGAAGUUCUGUUACCCUUCGAAACCAGCGUAACAACGCCGCGGAGUUCACAUGGAAACCAGUAGUCACAAAGAGUGGCCUCCUGUUCUCUAUUCGACCAACUACAGGUACAGUGGAGCCAUACAGGGAAUUGGACUGUGAGGUGGUGUGGUAUCCCUCCUUCUCUUCCCCUUCAGAAGGAGACUUUGACCUCUGUGUCCACGAGCACAACACACAACGCCUACACUGUGUUGCUAAGGUUGGAUCCACUAGUGUCCAGCUGGCAGAAAAACAGGUGAUAUUUGAAUCAGUGCCUCUCAACAUGCCUUCUAUCCGAACCGCAGUCUUACACAACACUGGACAGAACCAUGCCUACUACCAGGUGUUAGAUGUGCACCCACUGCCAGGAAUGGUGGUGAGUCCAUCUGAGGGCGUGGUGCCAAGUAGGGGGCAGGCUGUGCUCAAGAUUCACUUCAGCCCCGAUUCUGUCAUCAGGUUUGACACCAGAGUUGAGAUAGCACUGAGGGACAUGAAGUCCACUGAGCUCAGAGUGGGCGGAUCAGUGGAGCCUCCAAAUGUAGACAUCAGUGUGUCCCAUUUCCAGUUCUACGGGGUCCAUGCUGGUUCUCGGCGGGCGAUACCGUUCACUCUGACGAACCACUCUUCAGCCCCAGCCCAGGUCACCUUUGACCUGUCACAAUAUGAAGACUUCUCUCUCCAGCUCCCUCAGCCCUCAGCAAAGAAGGAGCCAGGUGUGACUGUUAUGGAAGUGCAGGGCUACCAGACCAUGGACUGCUCCCUUGUCUUCUCACCCACCCAGGCGGCUAGUUAUGACUUUGACAUGCCGCUGAUGGUCAAUGGAGUGAGAUGGCCCCCUGCUUCUCCGUCUCCUUUCCCCACUCCAUCCUCCUCAUCCACCUCCUCCUCCUCACUGUCAGCUGUCAGUUGGAAGCGCAUGGUCAAACCAAUUUCGCACUCUGUCACCAUGGUGACACAACGGUCAAGGCGCAUACAGGCCACAGUGCUGUGCGCCCCACUGGAAUUGUCCCCCUCGAGCCUACUAUUCCAUGUGGAAGCUUUGGCAGCACAGUCUGAUGCUUACACUAAGGUAUCAUCAGUGACGGUGGAACUGAAAGCAGUUUGUGAAGAGAGCGUGUGUUGGCAUGGUGUCAUCAGGGAGCGCUUACACUGGUGGUUUAACUGCAGUGCAGAAGAAGUACUAACAAAGGAAAGAGGAGAGGGGGAGCUAUGUACAGUGACUCCAUCAUCUGGCAGUCUGGUGCCCGGCCAGUCCGUCUGCUUAUUGGUCAGCAUCAGGCCUGAGGCUAUCAGAACAGUGUCUGGCAGAUUAACCAGACUGUCCCUCCCUCUUUAUAUCAGAGAUGAGGGCGCGGAGGGGAUGGGGGAAGGGGAGGGACAUCAGCCUUACCAAGAGCUGUCGAUCACCAUUACUCUCCAGCUUCCCAGAAUCACCAUCCACCCCCCUCAAAUCCUUCUUACCCCAGUACCCCUGGAAAGCGACGCAUUGGCCACACUCACCUUGCUAGCAGUAGGAUAUCCAAGUGGAACCAGGGUAUCGGCUGAAGUGGAUGAAGUGAAACUGGAGAAUGGGACAAUGAUACAGCCUGUGUCUGUCAUCUUUCCUGAGGGUAACUCCAUCCCUGCACAAAACCAGGACCAGAGACAUCUAAUAAGCAUCUGCAGCCAGGAAGCCAAUGUGACCUCUCUGAUCUGCAGUGUCUCCUUCUGUUCUGCUGUUCCUCUGUCCCUCUGCACAACUGUCACAUUCACUGACCACCUCGACAACAGGUUUAAGGUUAAGUUGUGUGCGAUCGCUGACAACUGUCUGUUGACAGUCUGGCCCUACAUGGCCCUGCACCGCUCUGACCAACAGAUAGUUCUCAAAACUGGACCCACAGCUGUGGAGGCGAUCCUUCAGCGCUACCAUACACCACGUCCUGCUUCUGCCCCUGUGUCAUCAUCCUCCUCAUUUGAUCACAACAGCUCAACAAACAAUACCUCAGCGUCAGACUCCUUCCCAGACAGUGACAGUGUAAGUGGUCAGACCAACAGGGAUGACGGGGUCUCUGCAGAUGGACAAACCCCAUCCAAUCUCGGCUUCCCAGAAUUCCCCACUGCCAACUCAGACGAAGGACUGUAUCACCAGAAUGUAUUAUUGGCUGUGGAGAGGUGGUUUAGUCUAUUUGGCUGGCCGAGUGGACCACACCCUAUCUCUGUACCACACACACUCAGAAGAGUUGUGUCAAAAAUUCAUUCCAGUGGACGUACUUACCGUGUCUCUCAAAAUAAAGACUGCAGGUCUGUAGUGGACAUGCUUCAUCACCUGACUGGCAAAUGGAUUCCUGGUAUUCCUCGCUGUCAGACAUUUUCCAGUGAUAAAGACCAGCGCACUAAUCAGCUGUUUCAACAGCAUGAAGCUAUGCUUGCUUUUCUCAGGGUGCAGGGAGCAUGUCUGUGCCACAUCAGACCAGAGUACUUGCUAGACGUGCAGGAGUUCAAACACUGGUGCUCCCUGCAGUCAAAUGAGGAAGAACAUGGUCAGAACUACAGCAGUGUUGACUACGAGUCUCUGAGCAAACGAUCCUGGACUGAUGUGUUGCUACAAAUAUACAAGGUGUUGGUCUUGUGUCGUGUGUCAGAGAGUGGUCUGACCACAAUUCUAAACCCGGAAGACGUAGCUGGAAUCCUCCCCGUCAAUUCGCAGCCACUGUUCAGUACUGUGUACUCUGCCUGGGAGCUCCAGUUGCUCUCAUGGCUCAACAAGCACUAUCAGAGCAUGAGGAAGACUGUCUGGGGUACAGGUGGCAUCCCUUCAGCACGCUGGAUAGUGAAUUUUGACCUGGACUUGACAGACGGACUGGUUCUAGCUGCUCUGCUUGCUGCCUACUGUCCUUACCUGAUCUGCAGCCACUUCCGGAGGAUGUACACAACAACUAGAAGCCUGGAGCAGAUCCUCCACAACAACAUCAUAGUGGUCCAGUCCUUAACUGUACUUUCUCUCAACAUAGAUAUGCAGCCCACAGACUUGUCGGAUCCUAAUCCAGUGCAGAUGUUAAUGCUGUGUGUUCACCUGUAUGAGAGGCUGCCUCAGUACCUGCCACAGCACACCAUCACUCUAUCAGGAAGUCUGCACAGCACUUUCAGCAAGCAGGUGCGACUGAAAAGCCCAUCCUCUAACGCUGUCAAAUACCAGGCCUUCCUUUUAGGACAGGAUGCCCAUCUCUUCUCCCUCCCCGAUGGAUCGACUGUCACCAUUCCACCAAAGGCGAGCACUGAACUGACUGUCCAGUAUAGCUGCUCUUUCCUGCAGCCAAUGGAGGCAGUCCUUCUGCUCAUCUCCAGCUCUGCUUUUGGUCUGCGUGGCACCACUCUUGCCUUCAAUCUAAAGACACAUGUCAGUCACAUCAGACCCAUAAACACUGUCAAGUGUAUGUCUCCAUGCUACCAGCUGAGAGUGAUCCAACUGCCAAUAACUAACACUUUCAGUGAGGAAGCUAAGUUCAGGGUGGUGCUGGUGGAGUCUACGUUCAACCCACUGGAGCCAGAAAAGAAAAAAGACAGCCUCUUUCAACAGGCCUCCUCCAAAGCCAACAUAGAGAAGAUGACUUCAGACAAGAGCUGUGGGGAUUUGAUGGCAGAGAAGCGCUUAGAUCUCAAUGGUGAAGGCAGUGAGUUCCUGAGCACAGUGAGGAGUGUUUGCCUGAAGUCAGGCCAAGCAGACACUCUGAACAUCCACUACCUGCCCUUCUGCCCAGGCACCAAAUACUGCUCUGUGCUGCUAGUUUGCCCGCAGGUAGGCGACAUGGUCUACAUGGUGAAGACUACAGCAGAAUUGCCUCUUCCUUCCCCUCUCACUGCCAAACCUAGUUCUAACAUAGUCUCCAUCUCCAACAACUCUGACCCAGCUAUGUUUGUAUCAGUGCUAAGCCUACGCUGCAAGGUGGAGCAGGUUUGUGAGGAGGUGGUGCGUCUGCCACUGAUCAAUAUGGCCUGGGAGCAAGCUUUGGCCAUCUGGGGUCAGCACAGCAUGGGUGCCGAUGAACACAGGAGGCGGAUGCUCACACACACUUUGUAUAGCAGCACUGUGAGGGCAACCACAGCCAUACACAAGUUCUUCAAACAACAGGCCCAGCUGAUGAGAGUUGCUGACCACAGUAAAGUGGUAACGUAUAGUGUGGAGGUGUCUUUGCCACAAUACUUCACUUUACCCAGUGCUGUUAAAAUACCUAUAAAAGAAGACACCAGUAUACCAUGGGAGAAUCCUGAAGAUUGUGGCUGUGUGGACAUCCCGUUACGGUUCCAGGCAGACUGUGUGGGGCAAUUUACAUGUCAAGUGGUCCUGAAGUCUUGGUGUGAUACCAGGGUCUAUAUGCUGGAGGCGCUGGUUACUGCACAGGGAGGAUCCAUGCACUUGGACUUCAGUUCACCAGCUCACCGUUCAGUCACUCAGGACAUACCAGUGCACAAUGAGACCCACCAAGACUGGAACAUGCAAGCUGAGGUGUGUGGUGAAGGAUUCUGUGGUCCAAAGGUUUUGAAUGUACCAGCUGGGACUAGAGCCUGCUACCCCCUCACUUUUCACCCUUCUGCACAAUGCAUUGUCAUGGGCAAGCUGUCCUUACAUAAUGACUGCAACGGCACUGAGCAUGUGUUUACCCUUGGAGGAGUGGGAACGCACCCCCUGCCUGUGGACCAUGUGGUAUUACACUGCCCUGUUGGGAAGACCACAUACACUCAGCUGGAUGUCCCCAACUACAGCCAGAACAAACUCACGCUCAAGGUGGUGACAGAUCUAUCCAUCGUGAGUGGCAACCCCUGCCUGGAGAUUAAACCUGGACACAACACUCCAUACACUCUGGCUGUGUCACCGUGGAAACGAGGAAAACAGAUAGAAAUUGAUGACAUUCAAGAGGCUGACAAAGACAAAGGACAUGUACUCAGACGCUAUGAAGUCUACUUCACUCUAGAGGUUAUUUGUGAGCCACCAGCACCCAUCAAGGUCAUAGAUGUACAGUGUGCUACUCAGAGCUCAGUUGCCGUUGAGAUCCCGGUCAAUAACCCAGGAGGAGAGCUGCUGAUGCUGGAUGUGUACCUGGAAGGAGAUGAACUGAGUGGGGCCAAAUGGGUUUCAGUUCCUCCACAAAUCACUCUCACUUACAAAGCUACGUUCUCGCCUGGCAGAGUAGGGAAGAGUACAGGCAGUGUGGUGUUCCAGUCAGAGCUGGUCGGCGAGGUCUGGUAUCAAUUAGAGCUUUAUGCUCUUCCUCCUCCAGUCAUCACACUACCACAGGCCUGCUGCCAGCUGGGAAAAUGGACCAGACAGACCAUUCCCCUGGUUAACCCAACAGCUGAUACUCUGGAGCUUCUUGUAACCAACAGUAACCCCAGAAACUACAAACUGGAAAUAGAAUCAGGAAGGACUCUUAUUGUCGAGCCCCACUCCUCCACCCAGCUCGGUGUCUGUUUUAGUCCAUCAUCCAUCGGAGAGGGGAACCACAUGGCAAAGAUCACUUUCACAUGCCCUCAGUUGCAGGAAUGGUGUGUGUUGUUGAGUGGGCGUGGCCUUAAUCCAGAGAUCGAGGAGCUUCUUAGAAUCUCAUCCAUGAUUGGCUCCAGCGCCUCCAUUACCAUUCCCUUCACAAACCCCACUGAGCUCCCGGCCACACUCAGUAUCAAACUCACAGAUGAGGACCCGAGUGGUGCCCCUGACCUCCAUCCAGUCAUUACAGACAAGGAAGUCUUCUCUAUCCCUCUGAGCCAGACUGAAGAUAUACAGAUCAGUGAAGGGGCUAGUUUUGAUGUGCCUGUGGUGUUUGUGCCUAACUCUAUGGAGUUACAACAGGCUUGGCUCUGCAUCACUAUGAAGCCCCUCAGCAGCCCAGGCAACAACAGUAACUUCAGUACAAACAACAUGAGGUCAAAGCGGGAUUUGUCAACCAUCUGUUGGAUUUACCCUCUCCGUGGGAUUCCCAUGGAAGUGCCUGUUGAAAGCUCACCACUUGGCGUGGUCCAAUGUGAAGCAGGCUGCCAGCUGGAGAAGAAGGUGGAUGUACUGCUCAGUGGAUGUGUGCCAGGGAAUCGAGACCGGAAAGGACAGGAAGUUUCCAAGGUGACAGUGGAAGACUUCUUUUGCGAGGUGCAUUCAAACAGGGAAGCAGAGAGCUCUGAAGUGGAGGACUGCGUUUCUGCCUCCAUCGAGGCAGCGAGGAGGGACCCUGAGGCUGGCAAUGUAACACUGACCCUUAAUCUAGUCUACACGCCCCUCAAGCCGUGCAGGCACUCAGUGGUUCUAGCAGUGCAGUGUGUGUCCGGCGGGAUCUGGGAGUUUCCCAUGGCUCUCAUCGCCACAGACCCAGAGGUGGAUGACGUCAUCGUCACUGAAGCCACUGUGUUGGGCAAGACGUCAGCCGUAGGCUUCCGCCUGACCAGCACCUCUGGGAGGCCGGAGCCAUUCACAGCGGCGUUCCUGCCAGGCAGCAGCAGUGAGUUCACAGUAACUCCAGCCUCAGGGAUGUUACCUCCUGUUGGUUCCCAUGGAGCCCUCAUCACUGUGACCUUCACACCCACCACAUACAACAAGAGACACAAGGCAAGACUAACUAUCCAGGCAGCAGACAUGCAGUGGACCUAUGAGGUGCGAGGGAAAAUCCCUCAUGACUCCCAACCCCUGUGCACCACAUUAACCAGCGGCAGGUCUUCUAUGCUUCAAUCAGCCAGUGGACGACGGCGGAACUUUGUGUCCCGCAACCUUCGACUUCCCUCCCUUGCUAACUCGUCCCCUUUCAAAGUUCACAGAUAAAAACAUCCUCACUCUCUCAUACAGCUAAGGAUCUUCAGUUUUUUCUCAUUUCCUUUUUGUUUGUUUUUUUAUAUUUCUCUUACAGCCAUGGCAGCUUUUUUCAUACAGCAACAUUUACCACACAAUGUCACCUUCACUUAAGAGAUACCUUUAUGUUUUGAAAAUGAUCUGCUAUUUGGAAAGCUACAUUGACACAUUGAUGGUGUUGGUGAUUGGUUUCACCAUUUGUCCUUUAUUCGCUGAAAAUGGCUCAUUAGUCCAGUGAGUGUUUCUCAUCAGCAGUUCUAAUGAGCUUUUAUUUCUGCCAAUGCAAAGAUGGUUUUUGCAUCCCUUGUGGCAAGUGAAGGAAAUUUGGCAGGGUGACAUUGAUAUAAUGCUCAAUUUUAAAACACUCAUCAGUUUUUGUCCUUUUUCCUUGACUUGAAAUCCCUUUUCAGUGGUUAACUAUCUCUUGCUGUGAUUAACCUCGUUGUAGUAAAUUCUUAAUUUUAGCAAUACUCUCCAAAGUCAUCAUCAUACAUGUUGAAAUACAUUACCCUACAUGUAUUGUAAUUGCCAUAUACACUAAACUCAGCACAGAGGUCAAAUUACGAAAAUCCCUUUGGCGCUCAUGUGUUUCUCUUCAUCUCUAUGUCCUCCUGUAUAAUUGGUAUAAAUUUAAUUAGUAAAAUCGAUAAGUUAUAAGUGCAUUUCCUGGCUUUAUCUCAAUAGUGAACUUCAGGAAAAUAGCCAGUACCUCUGAAGUUUUACACUGUCAGCAAGUAUCAGAUGUGUGAUGAGCAAUAAAGGCUAGUCUCUCUUAUGCCUCUA
Messenger RNA from Xiphias gladius (swordfish), 10244 nucleotides. Its product is annotated as cilia- and flagella-associated protein 47-like. Bases 135 to 9434 code for a protein of 3099 amino acids. The record is from RefSeq and is a predicted model, not a curated record. Gene Ontology annotation, molecular function: protein binding. The transcript is spliced from 67 exons. NCBI's taxonomy places the organism in Eukaryota, Metazoa, Chordata, Actinopteri, Istiophoriformes, Xiphiidae.